Messenger RNA from Dromiciops gliroides (monito del monte), 808 nucleotides. RefSeq names its product ATP synthase F1 subunit delta (gene ATP5F1D). The coding region runs from base 102 to 626 and encodes 174 amino acids. The record is from RefSeq and is a predicted model, not a curated record. Gene Ontology annotation, biological process: proton motive force-driven ATP synthesis. Gene Ontology annotation, molecular function: proton-transporting ATP synthase activity, rotational mechanism. The transcript is spliced from 5 exons. Lineage: Eukaryota; Metazoa; Chordata; Mammalia; Microbiotheria; Microbiotheriidae.
CGCCUUUCCCAGGCUCCCCUGCGCAGCCCACCUUUCCGUCCUUGGCCCGGCAGCCAGCUCCUCUGCUCACGCUACCCGAACUGUCCGCCGCCGCCGCCGCCAUGCUGCCCAUCGCCCUGCUCCGCCGUUGCGGCCCCCGCCUGCUGCGCCAAGCCCGGGCCCCGGCCCCUCCGACCCGCGCCUACGCCGAGGCCGCCCCGGCCGCCGCCGCCGCCGCCCCGGGCCAGAUGUCCUUCACCUUCGCCUCCCCGACACAGGUAUAUUUCAAUGAGGCCAAUGUGAAGCAGGUAGACGUCCCAACCCAGAGUGGGGCCUUUGGGAUCCUUGCCGCCCACGUCCCCACCCUGCAGGUGUUGAAGCCCGGCGUGGUGACCGUGCACGCCGAGGAUGGCACCACCACCAAGUAUUUCGUGAGCAGCGGUUCUGUCACGGUCAAUGCUGAUUCCUCAGUGCAGCUGCUGGCAGAAGAAGCCGUGGCUCUGGACAUGCUGGACCUGGCGGUUGCCAAAUCCAACCUGGAAAAGGCACACUCAGAGCUGUCAGGAGUGUCAGACGAGGCUGGCCGGGCUGAGGUUCAGAUCCGGAUAGAGGCCAAUGAAGCGAUCGUUAAAGCCCUGGAAUCCUGAGCUGGGUAGGAGCUGAAGCCUUGGAGUUGUCUCGAGAUGUGAUUGGCCCGCUCCACAGCAGUCGCCCUGAGCUGAGGAGACCAGGAAGUACCGGGAAAGGAGGAGGAUGCCCACCCUAGCCCCCCCCCCUUCCUGCCUGUCCCCACCCCCAGAUUAAAAGCCACAAAGGUUCUGGACUUUGA